CACUGUGAGUCCACAUCAUUUUUGGAGCGCAAUAAAGAUUCUGUUAGAUAAUCCAAAAAGGACAACAUGGUUUUAAUUGUGCUGUCCAGAGCCCUUCUCCUAGUCUCUCUGCUUCAUCUUUAUUCUCAAAGUGUGGAGUGUGAGCCUGUGGACAUUAACACUCUGCACGAAAUUACAAGAUUCUUUCAUCAGAAUUAUGAAAUAGGGCAGUAUGCAGUAGCCAUCAAUGUCCCAAAGAAACAGUGUAAGAAAGGUUUCAAACCGUCAACAUCUCGCGACUUCCUGAGAGAAGACAGAAAUGUAGAUGUGAGAAAGAUCAUAAGUGCUGAUAAAAAUCCAGUUUAUGAAGGCAAAGAACUCAUUGCUGCAGGUGUACAGACGACACCAAACCCUGCUCAUUCAGAGUUUUUACUGAUGAACCCUCCAGAUGAUUCACCCUUGACAAGAUUGUUGAAUAAGAGAAAGAAUGGUUGUGUGGUUUUCUACACCUUAAACUCUCCCUGUAUGAAAACCUGUCUCAAUGACAGAGGCAAGUUCAACAUUAUAGGUGGGCUUAAUAAAUUAAAAAACUAUGGGGGAAUUAAAGCUUUUGUUUUCAAAAACAUCUGGCAUCAUGAUCGAAACAGAACAAAUGAGCUGAGAGAGAAAUUUCAGAUGAUUGCUAGUCACAUUCCACUCUACCGCUGUGAACCAGAAAACUGUACCCUUUGUGGUUCAAACACUCAAAUAAAGGGGGCUUGUUUAACUAACUAACUUUUUUUCUUAAAUGCUUAUUUUAAUUUUACAGUGCUAAGGUACU
Messenger RNA from Carassius gibelio (silver crucian carp), 799 nucleotides. RefSeq lists its product as uncharacterized. Lineage: Eukaryota; Metazoa; Chordata; Actinopteri; Cypriniformes; Cyprinidae. The record is from RefSeq and is a predicted model, not a curated record. The transcript is spliced from 3 exons. The coding region runs from base 67 to 753 and encodes 228 amino acids.